Messenger RNA from Juglans microcarpa x Juglans regia, 3758 nucleotides. RefSeq names its product protein CLMP1-like. Gene Ontology annotation, molecular function: protein binding. Lineage: Eukaryota; Viridiplantae; Streptophyta; Magnoliopsida; Fagales; Juglandaceae. The record is from RefSeq and is a predicted model, not a curated record.
AUAUGAUCUCCGAUGGCGCAGGGUGAAGAGAAAAGAUUGCUUUCUUCUGAACAUUUGAACUCUCUCUUUCAGUCAUUCUUAAAAGCUUUCAGAUUCUGAUUUCUUUAAAAGAUAAGGAUAAAACAAAACAAUGAAAGUAACAAAUGUGGACGAGCAACAAUCGAAUCGCCAAUAAAUAAAGAUGACGACCGAAACGAUAUCUCGGCCAUUUAUUUUUUGCUAUACCUCAAUAUUCUUCUGAACGCAGGAGACACAGAGAUGUCUCCCCUUUCUGUUGAACCGAACAGAGGCUUUGAUUUGAAAAGAAAAACAAAGGAAAAUCCCAAAUAUGAGCGAUUAUCAGACAAGGUUAAGAGAUCCCUCAACCCCUUACAUUUCAAUCGGCUGUAGAGAAGAACGGAAGCGCACAACUCUUUGCUAAUGAGGCCUUAUAUAUAUGGAGAGGCCGACCCUUUCCUCCGCUUCCAGAUCUCAAUUCGAAACCCUAGCCACCAUUCAUUCAGUACCCAAAAUACUAUAAUGCCCUUUACUGCAACGCGUCAAUUUAUAGGCGCCGUGAUUCCCUUGGACGAUCCGGUGCCCCUGCAGAAUGGGAAAAAAUCGAAUAUAAGGAUGACUAUGAGGAGACCAUGUGCUCUGCAAAUCUAACGGUUGAGGAUGACUAUCAAGAUGUAGGCUCCACUCUCCAGCUCCGAGUCUCCGACCAUCAAAAUCCAAUAGGAUUCUGAUCCUACCAUCUAGGGUUUCAUCCCGAUUACUUUUCAAAACCUCCGUCUUCCAUUCCCAUCUUUGUCUCGCACAUUGAGCUCCUAAACAUUUCUUCAAAUACUCGGUGAGUCCAUCUUCUCCCAACCCAUCUUCUGGGACUCUUUUGGGACUCCACGCACUAAUAAAAUCUUCACAGAAAGCUUCAAAUUUUGUGCUUCACCUUUGUAUUUGUAAGUGCCCUUUCUCUCUUUAUUCAUUAACAUAAAUUCUUUUUGCAACUAUUGCAAGCUUGCUGCUUUAUAUCUCGUUGAUAGCAAUACUCGCGAGAGAGAGAGAGAGAGAGAGAUUUAUAAUUUUAUAUGGGUAAGUCGGGGGGUAGGAAGAAGAAGGGUGGUGCAAACCAAGUAACAGGUGAUAAUUCUACUCCAAAAGCUAAUGGUGUUGUUGAUUUGGACUCUUCGGUAUUUUUAACAAGAGCCCAUGAGCUCAAAGAAGAAGGGAACAAGAGGUUUCAAAAUAAGGACUAUGCUGGCGCUCUUGAGCAGUAUGAUAAUGCUCUCAGAGUUACUCCAAAAACCCACCCAGACCGAGCUGUGUUUCAUAGCAAUAGAGCGGCUUGUUUGAUGCAAAUGAAGCCCAUAGACUAUGAAACUGUGAUUGCUGAGUGUACUAUGGCUCUUCAGGUCCAGCCCCGGUUUUUCCGGGCUCUCCUUCGGAGGGCUCGGGCGUUCGAGGCAAUAGGGAAGUAUGAAAUGGCGAUGCAGGAUGUUCAGGUGUUGUUGGGGGCUGACCCCAAUCAUGGGGAUGCGUUGGAAAUUUCCCGGCGGUUGAGGACGGCAUUGGGUCCUCGCCCGGAGGCCCAGCAGGACCUCCAGAGCCGCCCAUCCCCUGCUGCCCUUGGUGCUUCUGCAGUUCGUGGUGCACCAAUUGCUGGAUUAGGACCUUGUUUACCUGCCCCAGUACCAAAGAAGGCAAAUACUGCAGCAGGGGGAUUAGUAUUAUCACCUAAUAAUAAGCCAGAGAAGCCCCAAGCGGUUCUACCCUCUGAAAAUGGUCCUGAGUCUAAAGCACAAUUGCCAAAACUUGUUUUGAAGCCUUCGAGUGGUACUUCAAAACCUGCUAAUCCAAGCAAGAAUAAUCAGAAGGAACAGCCAUCUACCACAUUAGUCUCAUUGCAUGGGCAGGCUCCAGAGGCUGCAAUCCAAUGGAGGCCAUUGAAGCUUGUUUAUGAUCAUGACAUAAGGCUUGCCCAGAUGCCAAUAAAAUGCAGUUUCAAAGUGUUAAGAGACAUCGUGAGCAAAAGGUUUUCAUCAUCAAAGUCAGUUUUGAUCAAAUACAAGGACAAUGAUGGUGAUUUGGUGACCAUAACCUGUUCAGGGGAACUCAGAUUGGCAGAGUCUUAUGUGGAUAGCCUCAUACUAAAGGAUCUGGAAACAGAUAAGACAGACACUAUUGGGGUACUGAGACUGCAUAUUGUGGAGGUGAGCCCUGAGCAAGAGCCUCCUAUAUUGGAAGAAGAGGAGAAGGAUAUGGAGAGUGAGGGAAACAAGGGAGAUGAAAUUGGCUCCAAUUCGUCACUUGGUGAAUCUGUUUUGGAGCCUGCUGAUGUGGGAAUUGAUAAGACAGAGAAAGAAUCUCAGAAGGAGAAACCAGGAGCAGAAGAUCCUGCAUGCAAGGAAGUGGAGAUGGAUGAUUGGCUGUUUGAAUUUGCUCAGCUUUUUCGCACUCAUGUUGGUAUUGACCCAGAUGCUCAUAUAGACUUACAUGAGCUUGGGAUGGAGCUUUGUUCCGAGGCACUUGAGGAGACAGUGACAAGUGAAGAAGCCCAAGGUCUCUUUGACAAGGCGGGUGCUAAGUUUCAAGAGGUGGCUGCUUUGGCAUUCUUCAACUGGGGAAAUGUUCAUAUGUGUGCAGCAAGGAAACGCAUUCCCUUGGAUGAAUCUGCUGGAAAGGAGGUGGUGGCUGCACAGCUUCAAGCCGCUUAUGACUGGGUUAGGGAAAGAUAUUCUCUGGCCAGAGAGAAGUAUGAGGAGGCACUCGUGAUCAAACCAGACUUUUAUGAGGGUUUGCUUGCUCUGGGGCAGCAGCAAUUUGAAAUGGCCAAGCUUCAUUGGUCAUUUGCACUUGCUAAGAAUAUAGAUCUCUCAAGCUGGGACUCUAUUGAAACUCUAAAACUUUAUGAGAGCGCGGAGGAAAAGAUGAAGGCUGCGACUGAGAUGUGGGAGAAGCUGGAGGAGCAGAGGGCAAAUGAGUUAAAAGAUCCAAGUGCGAUUAAGAAGGAAGAGUUAUUGAAAAGAAGAAAGAAACAAACUGGUAAUAAUGAAGGUGAGCCCUCUAGCCUUGGCAGUCAGAGCGAAAUUUCAGCAGAUGAAGCAGCAGAACAAGCAGCUGUGAUGAGAUCACAGAUACAUCUCUUCUGGGGUAACAUGCUUUUUGAGCGAUCCCAAGUUGAAUGCAAAUUGGGACUGGUUGGUUGGGAGAAAAACCUGGAUGCUGCUGUUGAGCGCUUUAAGCUUGCUGGAGCGUCUGAGACUGACAUUUCGAUGGUUCUGAAGAACCACUGCUCUAAUGGAGAUGCAGUGGAAGGAGAUGUUAAAAGGGUUCCAAAGUCAGAUACUGAUGUGGCUGGUGAAGCUAAGAAUGAUGUAGCCGAUGAAGUAUCGACCAAGUGAUAUGUAGUGGUUUUUGUUUUUUGAUAAUUGUGGAGUGAUGUUAUCUAUCUGCAUCAGAGCCUACCUUCUAAUUUUCUCGAUUCAAUCAUGAGCAUAAACUGGAGAAAGGAAAUGUUUUUUCUCAUAAAAAUGGUGGAAUUCUGGAAAAUAUACAGGCAUAACUGAUUGAACUUAAUUCUCAUUUUCAGCCUAAUCAUUGACAUCCCCAGUAGCAGUUGGCAAUGUAGCACAUUUCAAGAGAAUGUCAUUUAAGUAGUUGAUAUAAUAAGCCAUUUGAAGUGUGAUACAUUAUUACGUGUGAUUGGGAAUGAUAAGACAUAGGCUAGCCUUGUUCUUAAAAUUGCCAAUGUUAAUGAUAUUUUCACUAUUACCUUGCAA